Molecule: messenger RNA, 1493 nt
Organism: Aureobasidium pullulans EXF-150
Lineage: Eukaryota; Fungi; Ascomycota; Dothideomycetes; Dothideales; Saccotheciaceae
Exons: 2
Coding region: 232-1389 (385 amino acids)
Source: RefSeq, a predicted model, not a curated record
UGUGAAAAUGCACGAUCGCAACUGCCCUGAGUAGUGGCAGUCGCGGACAUCGUCCAAAUCCGAGGCAGGGACUGCUCUCUACCUCCUUCCACUACGACCAACGCCAAACAAUCUAAGUCAGUGGUGACGUACACAUUUUCCUGCCAUCAAACUCGCUUCGCUUCUGCGUCAAUCCGCCUCCAUCCGACCUCAUUCAUCAUUGCGACGUCCAUCCGUCUUCUUCUCGCCUUCAUGAACUGUAUCAGGCGAGUAGUCAGGAUAUUUCGACGCACCCUUCCCAGAGACAUGAUGUCCAGCAAUGGCGUAACAAAGAAUGCACCUGUCACAGCUUAUACGCCCACACCUCAUGCACUUGAUGCCUUGAUGAAGGCUCUGGAUGACGAUGCCGUCCCUAUAAAGAAGGAGCCCGAGUCUGACCCCAUCUAUCGCGAGCGAUCCUUCAGUUUGGCCCAAUCCAUCUCCUCUCUGGUUCAUGCGCCGACCAUUGAGCCAGAACUCAUCGAGGGAGUGAUUUACACAACCAAGCAAGAGCCCGCACCACUCCAUUUCGUCGAAGAUGCCAGCCUGGUCAACUUCGAUGCCCACCACCAAGGUUGCAGCGCUGUGUCGACGGAUGAGGACGUCAAAUAUGAUUGCCGCAGUCGCGUAAGCAGUAUUUCUGGCAUCGAUUCGGGUUCCGAGAUGAGCCCAAAGGUUCAGCUGAAGCACGAAAUCUAUCUGCCCAACGACCCCAAGUCUGACUACAACACCAUUAUCCGAGGCUCAGACCCCAAGACCGAACCAAAGCUCCCAGUAUCGAACAACCUUGAUUUACCCACGCGUUGUAGCGACAAGGAACUCUUCCGAAGAGCCCAAUCGUCGUUCAAAAGUUACACCGGAAACUUAUACAGUGGAAACUCGUCUAGGUCUUACUGGGAGCAGUUCUUUUGCGAAAAAGCCGAGCUCAUCGAGCAGAAAGCUGAAGAGUCGCGGCUCAGAGAACAACAAAUCGCAGAACACAAAGCCGAGGAGUUGCGACUCAAGGACAAACAAAUCGCAGAGCAAGAAGCAGAGUUCGAGCAGGCAAUUCAACAACUGAAGAACAAGAAAAUGAAGGAAGAAGAGGAAGAACGUCGUCUCAAGCGAGUGAAGGAUGGUAUCGACACCGGGCAUCGUUUGGCUCCACGACGCCAGGUCACCGAGAGUGAAUCAUUCUUGAUCGGAAGAUUGGUUAUUGAGGUACGCACUGCUGAGGCAGCCGCAGAGUUUGCAGUUUGGGCAAAUUCGAAGAUGAACUUUCACGAGAAGCAGGAAUACAACCGCAUGCUGUGGAUCGUAAAUGGGCGAGAGGCCAAAGGCCUUAUGUUGGAGGUCCCUGGUGGCAGUGAGUUGGAGUAUCUUUGGUCUUGAUGACCCGAAAUGGAGUAUCGGCUGUGAUGGAUGAACAUGAACGCGGAAAGAGGGUAGCUGAAUCGAGCUCGCUAUCAACCAAAGUAGUAUACAGAAAUAUCAUG